UGAGUGAUUCGUGUAGACGAAGAGAACGCUUGCGCGUAGCCCGGGCGGGCGCGGGCAGUGCCACUGGAGCCCGGCCUGUGUCAGAGCUUCGCCCGGGACGUCGGGACGACUAGCACCACAAGCCCACAGUUUUUCAAAUUCUCCCGAAAAAAUCCCGUUAAAAUCCUCCUCCCAACUGUUCCCCUAAAUUCCCCAAAAUAUUGUUGUAAAACUAAAGUCUGAUAUCUCAUUAAAAUUAUCCGAAUAAAUUUUUUUUUCUCACCUGCAAGUGAUGAUUGUAGUGUCACAAGAUAACAAGUUACGGAUGUCAAUGCGUUACUCUCAAGGAUUAUGUGAUUGUUGAUUAUCAUGAUGUCAUGAUAUGAGGAAGAAAAUACGAGUGAAUUUAAUGUUUAAUCACGGAUGAAACGGAUGUGUCAGUGGGGGAUUGAUAAUAUGUGUCGGCAUUGGUGUUAUCACUGAGAUGUUAGCCCAGCCAUGGUCCUCGUCGUUACCAUGAGGACACCUUCCUACGUCAACUAUUACGUUUUAUGUCUUGUCUGUUGGAUUCUCCUCGGAAUAACCGGGGUGAGCACAAGAUCGCAUUCCCUAGUGCGAAGAUUUGCUGGCAUAUACCCGGGUCCCUAUUUCGACGAGAAUAGCCCGAAAAAUUGCACCGCUCAAUUGGGAACAAACGCCUUCUUACCCUGCAAAGUGCGCCAGCUGGGCAACAAAUCGGUAUCAUGGAUUCGACGUAGAGAUGCUCACAUAUUGUCAGUUGACAGGAUAAUGUUCAUCGCCGAUGAGAGAUUUCAGACGAUAUAUGUCGACGGAUCUGAUACGUGGACACUACAGAUCAAAUAUGUACAGGCGAGAGACGAGGGGGAGUACGAGUGUCAGAUAUCCACCGAACAGAAGAUGAGCCAUGUCGUGUAUCUCAGUGUCAUCGUGCCAAAAAUUGAAAUAUUGGGUGACCGUGAGAGAUUCGUGAGGACUGGUAGUACAGUAGUACUCCACUGUGUGAUAAAUCAGUCUGUCGAGGCACCGUCCUACGUGUUCUGGUAUCACCGGGGCAAAAGGCUCCUGAAUGAUCCGUAUGGCAAACUAGUCAUUCAUCAGCCGACGCCUACCGAGAACGGCUAUGACAGUCAGCUCGUUAUACACAAUGCGAGACUCGAGGACACGGGAAAUUAUACCUGCAGUCCGAGUAAUCUCGACAGUGCCAGUAUCAUCCUUCAUGUUCUCAACGGUGAGCACCCUGCAGCGAUCCAGAGAGGCAUAAGUGCAGCGCCAGGUGGUUGUCGUGCCCUUUGGUGGCUAGCAGGAUCCGUGAGUCUCUCCUCAAACCAGGGUAGACGGCUCUUUGUUCUCCUCGUUCUCCUAUCAUUGGCCCUUUUCACUUAUCAGAGAUCAAUCCGGCUCGCCUAUAUCACACGAUAAUCAUCCCCCCACCUCCCCCUGCGCCCCAUAAAUCCUGCACGAUUGAACCUUUAGAAACUCAAGAAAAAAGAGGAACAAGAAAAAUAAGAGGGGUGAAAGGAAGAGAGUAAUCAGGGAGAAAAAAAAAGUCCACAAUUUUCGUUGAGUUGUUAUUGAUGGAGGUACGUGAUGAAAAUUCACCUCGACACGCUCCUCCCUUUCUGGAUACUAAUGACGUCGCCGAGGCUCGCUGAAUGAUCAAUGGGGAUUUGGAGCCCUGAAUUUCUUUGUUUCAUUGGAAAUUAUCGUCGACAUACUGUUAAUAUGCAAAACUCCUAGAUGAUUGUGUCAAUCAUGAGUUUGGGACAGAAGAUCAUUUUGUUGUUGUUGAGAGAAUUUUGUUUUUCAAUUGUUAAGGAGGAGAUGGAUUCAAUUGUCAGUAACUUCGGGACUAGUGAUGUGGUUUGAAUGAGUCACGUGGCUGAUUCUGAAGUAUGAAAAAAUAUCUUGAAAAUGAAGGAAAUAUUAUCAUUUGUUGGAAUUAUCUUGAUCAGAUUUCGAAGUAUCGAACUUCAAAAAAAAUAUCGUCACAACUUUCCACGUGGCAAAUUCAUUUAAAAGGCCUUUAUAAUUUUCAAAUUCAUUUACUUGAUUUUGGAAAUAAAUUCCCCCAGUCACCAGGAUAUUUGCUGGACCAAAACGUUUGUUAGUGCAAUCUCCGACGGUAAUUAAGAGAAAAAAAUUAAUUGCAGAGGAAAUAAAGGGAAAUAUCUGCUGAACAUACGAGAAAAUGGUGCUGAUGGUUUUUAGAUGAAAGUUUGGAAAUUUUUGAAAAUCGAUUGAAAAUUCAAAUUUAUCCAAAAUUUCAGGGAGGAAGUCAUUGAAAUUAUCUUCUGUCCCAACUCACCCGCAAUUUAUAUCUCAAAAUGUCUUCCCCGGCAUUAGCUCUCACGAAACCACCAUCGCAAGUCAGCAUCGAUUUUGCUAUCGGGCGCGCCGGGCUUCCGUUACACGCCGGGGGCAUUUCAAUUCCACCUACACUUCCUCGAAAAAGAAGGAAUACGAGGAAGGGAUCUUUACUACUUUCAGUUUUAAACUCGAGACCUCGGACAUUAUCCCUGGGAAUAAGUUAAAAUGACUAGAUAGAAUAAGAAAUCGCGAAUGCCUGAGCGGGGAAAGUUUUAAUGGUUAAAAAGUUUUUUCGAUGAAACUUUUAUUUGAGGGGGAGGGGGGGGGAGGUGCUCAAAAAUUUAAUAUAAAGCAUGUCUUUCCCAUGGGAAAAGCUGAAUUUCUGUUAUUUUUUUCAAUUUUUCGGCGAGAUCUUUUAUCACUUAAACGGAAGACAAGUUUUGUUUUUUUUAUAUAAUUUACAUCCAUUUUCAAACAAUGUUUUUUAAUCGUUUUGUUAUUCGUGCUCGUCAAGUAAACGCAGACAAUUCCAUUUUACCCUGAUCUUCCAAAUUUCAAUUUCAUGGAAAGAAAUCCGUUUUCACCAAAAAACUUUUUCUUUUCACUCCAUUAUUUUUUUUUCGAAAAUAAAGCAAUAUUUCAAACUUGAUGACACGUAUUUUAGCAUUGGUCAAGCAAUUACAUCGGUUUAUUUAACAUUUACAAGCUGUCAUGUGGGUCAUUUAUUAUGUCCCAUUCCUCUGUCUCGAUAUUUCAUCGAUAUUAAGGGAUUCGCGUGCAGAGUCUCGACGUAAUCGCAGCAGGCUACUUCCCCCUCGGUUCUGAUCCUGAAACGUCAGUUGAUUUUUUCUACUUGUAGUACCUCUCCUCGUCUUCCGAGUGUAAUUUUUCAUUUUGAUAUUGCCCUCGCAUGCGCUGCUUCACAUUCAAUCUACUCGCCUCUGCAAUUCUUUAUUAUUCCCUCAACGUUCGUCUUUGGUGGUUUUUUUUUUAUUAUCAUAUUUGCUGAAUCACAAACCGGCAUAAUCGAGAAGUCCAGCUGGAGAGAUUGUGUUUCUGAAUAUCAAAUAUAGGGGAGUGAAAUGAUUUAUUUGAAUCGAAUAUUUUUUUGGGCGUGAAUACAUAAAAAAUUAUGCUGAUCAUCUGAUGGAGGAAGAGAUAAUGUUUGAAAAAUCUUCCAUUUAAUUUGUAAAUUAUUUAAUGGAAAUAGAAAAAAAAUCAAUUUGAUUUUUGCAGAAUAUCUCGAACGUGUGUCAAAAUAUUUUUCGUAGCUCACGAAAUUCUAUACAAAAAAUGUGGGCUGGUUGAUCUCGCUAUUGCCUUUAAAUUCUGAGAUAUUUAUCUUUGAGCAACUCACUUUGGACAUUGAGGAAAUAAAAAACAUAAAUGUUAUAAAAAUGUUACUUCUCAAUCUUCAAUAUCUCGAAAUCAAUUUUAGCCAGAAAAAUCUUCGUGAAAUACUUCUGUCUCUCCAUUCUAUGAUUUUUUGCAAUUCGAGAUAUUCAGCAAAAAAUUAAAUUUAUUUAAAUUAGAUUAUAAAAUCUUCACAUCGAUCCGAAAGCCGAAUUUAAGAUGGCAUUUGCAUUCGCCUCAAAUAAAAAAUUUCCGCCCUAAAAUCAACAGCAACAUAAACAGAGACGAAAUGAAUAAAAUUACUAGUCUGUCCACUUGUAAAUAAACAAGAUAACCCGAUGGAAAAAUACUUAUGCCCAGGGGGUUGUUUACAGAGUAUAAUAUUUUAUCGAUGAAACAUUUUCAGAUAUAUACGAAUCAUAAAAUUCCCUAAAUAAAAAUAUCAUCUCUCGUUGGAGAAUUGAAACUUGUUCGAUCAUUAUUAAUAAUUGACAUUAUAAUUGUUGUAGAAAAUAUAAAAAAAACUAUUGCAGUGUACCUACUCGACGUCCACUACCCUAGCUUGUCGUCUCGACCGAAUAAAUAAUUAGUAAUUAAUAAAAGAAAAAUAAAAUAAAUUAAUCACCACUGAAUUGAUUAAUGAAUUCAGAAAAUAUGAAUAAAUGAAGUAUAAAAUUAUUUAAAAAAUACGAAUUAAUCACAUCUCGAGGAAUUUAUCACCGUCAGAGACAAUAAAAAUUCUCAGAUAUGAUUAAUUGAAUAAUUAAUAAACUCGAGACGAUGAGCAUUAAAUUGUGGUCGAUGUUUCAUUUAUGAAAUGACCAUUGAGUAUGUACAUUCUCACACGUUGAUCCUCAUUAUGCAUUUAUACACCAUUGUAUUGAAUUAAUGUCCACAGAGGGAUGAAUUAACUGGUGAAUAUGCGAGAAAGUGGGUGUCAAUGACGCCAGCGUAAAUAGGGGAUGAAGUAUUGAGUUGUAUUCAGGUUUUUGUUUAAUGGUAAUUCAACAGUCCUGAUUCAUUAAUUACGUCACACACUUGGAUUUCAUUAUUGAUAUUCGGGAUAAUGCUAGAGGAUUUGGGAUGCACAAGGGGGUUGCAUUUGUGGAGGAACGUAAUGAAUAUAAAUGUUUAUUCGCGGGUGGAGAAUAUCCGUAAUUUUAUUUACGAUUUAGUUCAAAGUGAUUGUAGUCAAUUAUUUGGGAAAUACAUCGAAGCAAAUGUUAGAAUUUUUUAUUACAUUUUUUAAUUCACGGUCAAACGAUGGUGAGGGUUAAACGAUUUCGAUCGAUGUUUCGGGUCGAGAAUUAAUUUUGAGGGCUUUCAAAUGAUGCAGAAUUGAAAAAUUAUCAAAACAAGUAAUUGAUCGUCAAUUAUUCAAAAAUGAAUCAUCUAACCAUUUUAAAUUUUUUCGCGAAUCGGGAGGGGAAUGUUUCUUCUCCGGAAUCGUAUUGUUUCAAUCUCCUACUACGCAACUUGUUCUUUGAUGUAUAAAAGAGCCUGAAAAAUAAUAAACAAAAUUAUUCAAAAAUUCACUUCCACAAAUGUACAUCGUCCCCCUCAAAAAACCGUCGAAUCUUCCCUGCAUUAUUUACUUAACGUGAUAUUACCAUCAAUUCGCGAGAUUUUGCGAAUUUUUUGAUAAAUCAUAUAUACAAAAACCUAUUGCAUAAUAAUUAAUUAUCGCGAGAAGGAAUUUGAAAGAUAUAAGUCGAGUGCCACCAGGAAAAUUGAACAAGUUUCAGCUCAGAGAUGCGCGAGAGACGUAAAUUAAGAAGAGAAAAAACCUCUUUAAAUAGAGAAAAAUCCACGAAAAAUCUCCAAUUUAUAUAAUAAUGAUAAUAAUAUUCUCCAUUAAAAAAAGGGAUUGAGUUUUGCGUGCCUCGGAGGUAGAAAUCGUGCCAGAAAAUAAUCAAGGAAGAACAACAUCUGAAAUAAAAAUGAAAAAAAAAAAUGAGGAACAUUAUACGAACGAUAUUUAGAUUACCUACGGAUUCAUGUGAUUGUCUGUAAAUAAUUAGUUAUAACUACCAUUAACUUAAUUACGAUAUACCGUACGUGUUACACUAAAUCUAAUGUUAAUGUGUAAUUUCUGAAUCGUAUAAAAGGUGAACGUACGUUUUUUUUUCGGGGGGAAAUGAACUUUGAGAGAGGCUAAAAAUAAUAAUAAUUCUAUCAUAACGUAAAAUGGGAAUAAUAAUGAAAAUAUGUCUGGCCGCCUGUGCUAACCGAUAAUAUCAGCUUAAAGUAUUGUGAGGUUUUAAUUAUUCAUAGAUACGUUUAUUCUUGAGAAGUAUUGAUUGUUGUUGAUUGUUGUUAAAGGAGGUCAUGCUCAUGAUUUUGGAAAUUUUGGUUUUUAUUUUCAACUUGAGGAGAUGACAUUGUAUGUUGUGAUUGUUUGAUCAGAUUUUGUCUCCAAGACGUGGCUUGUAUUUUGCUCCAUGCAAACGACUCGAGAGUUAUUGAUUUGAUGGUGCGAUUGAUGAUUGACACGAUGACAUAGAAAUUCACUUAAUUCUUGAUGAUGCUCAGUGGUUUCAAAUGCGAGUGAAACUAAUAUAAUUGCAAAAUAUAAUUUUAUUGCUAAUUAAUAACAAAAAUAGAAAUUUAAUCGAUUGAUGAAUUGUUUAACGAACAUUCAGAUUCAUUUUGCUGAUUAAAUUUCUGUUAAAAAAAUAUUAUUAUUGCGUCCAAAAAUUAAAUAAAAAUCGUAAACCUCAAUGAGAAUUUCCCCAAAAUUUCCACGAUUUCUCAGAGAAAUUGAGAAGAAAAUAAAUUUAAAAUGUCAUAAAAAACGACUGAGGAUAGCACGGGCCGGCCACACACUCUAGCCGUAACACUUAAUUAAAGCCUAGUCCCUAAGUAAAUAAAAACUCAAGAGAAACUAGAGAAAAUGCUGAAUACUGUCCGAUAUUGCCCAGCGUGAGUAAAUGAGAGUAGAGGAUGAAAAAAUAAUGGACUAGAGUGGAAGAGUAAAAAAAAACUAAGUUUGUUGGACUGACGUCAUCGUUGGUCGAAUGACGACACAUCAAUGUGAACAAAAGGUGUGACCUGGACCAAUUCAAUUAUUUUCCCUUUAUUUACACAGAGUUUUCCCUUUCUUGGGUGGCCGUGGGAUGGUGUCCCAGCGUAUGCCACACGAGAACGCCUGGGAAACACCAGUGAAUCGUCCUUGUCACUCCUUUGAAACGAAUUAAUGAAGAAUAAAUAAAAUAUAUAUAAUAUAUAUAUAAACAAUUCGUCUAGGGUAUCGUAGCAGCAUUGAAUUUUUGUACCAAUGUCUAUUGUAGUUAUUAAAAACCGCCUUCUGUUGAUUGAAAAAUUUAUAACAUGACAAAAUUGAGAGAAAUUUGAGGAGAUUCCGGGGGUGAAUGGAACAAGUAAGAUUAUUUGUGGAAAAUUUGUUAACUAUGAGAAAACUCUCUCCGAGAGUGAGUUAUCAUGAGAUGAUUAACAACUGGAGGGAAAUAGUAUAUUGUUUUUGUCACUUUUUGGGAUAUUUUAAACGUUAACCCAUCUCAGCGGUGAAAUAUUUAAGGAGACGAUACGUUAAAUCAUUUCUGUAGAGAAUUUUAUGAAAUUUUCUCAUAGAACGACUCACCAUCAAGAUAAUAAUAUAAUGGCGAAAAUGAAAAAUAUCGACUGUGAAUAAUAUCUAUCACCUCGACUUAUUAUUUCUCCCUAAAAAGUUCAGUUUUAUGAAAAAAAUGUUAAGGAAUAUUUAAAGAAAAUUUUCUGUUGAGUGAAAAAACUUGUAAAAUUCUCCUCUAAAAUUACUCUUUUAACGACUAAUUGACACCUAACAAAUAUAACAAAAAUACAUUUGCGAAAAUUCACUUUUGUGUUGUUUGUCCAUUCAAACGAUGCUUCGUCAAUGAAUGAUUUUAUUAUUUAAAUAUGUAGAAAAAUGAGCAAUUAGCAAGUGUGAAAAUCCUACCCCCGAAUCAAUUUUCUUCAUUUCUUUCAAUUUUCUUUACUGCGUGCUUGGAGCUCGAAACUCGCUCGUUCGUUUUCUCCCAAAACGUUAAUAAAAACGAGAGUGACAGAGAGAUGGUGAAGAGUAAAAAAAUCAUAUCGUCGUGCGAAGUUUCGGGAUCGACUGAUGUAUUUGAAGAUAAAUUUAUUUCCCUUUAACACGUGCACUACGAUCCGUCUUGUGUCGCAGGCUCUUCGACGAAUACUCAAGAGUAUAACGAAGUUAAGAAGUAAAAAUAAAAUGUGUGUAUGCGAGAAUACGUCGAAAUUGCUCCACUGAUUGCCUCGAUAAUUGUACAGAAGCGCAUUGCUUUAGUUAAUGGGAGUAUUUCAAUAAUUUUAAACCUAUUAUUAAUAUUGCAGAUCAUUGUAAAUAAAUGGAGUACAGUAAUACUUUAUGAAUUAUUGGAAAAACAAUUUCUAGAAAUGAGGAAGCGUAAUUGCAGACAUUCUGAUUUUUAAAAAUAAUUUUCCAUUUUUCUCGAGAUUUUUUUUUCAUCAGGAAAUAUCUUAGAGCCGUUUCUGGUGACAAUUUUUCAACAAAAAUUAUUUGUUAUCAAGACAAGUCAACAUUUUCGAGAAGGUGGAGCGAAAUAUAAAAUUAAGAUGAAAGGCACUUGUUGAUUUUUUUUUGGCUUUGAGAAUUAAACGAAACUUGAAGAGCUCUACAAUCGACGGUCAAAGGUCAAUUGAAAAACAAGAUGUGCUCAAAGUCACAUGGCCCUUAGGAUCCUCAAUAUUUUAUGGAAAUUACAUAAAAAUAUAAAAUCAAAUGAGCCUGGACGUUUUAAGGUGAAUGUUGGAUAAUCGUUUAAGUUAAAAACGCUUAAUAAUAUUGAGAGUGGAGCUUUAAACGAUCAUAAGGGCCACAAUACCCAUACCAACAUGUACAAUUCAGGCUCACGUGAUUUUGAAAAUGAAAGGUCUAUUGAAAAAGUUUACGGUGAAAAAUCUUUCAGAGGAAGUCACGGUUCAAAUGACCGUGAAAAAUGUACAAGUUGUGGAUCAUAUGAUUCUGAGGAUCAUUUGACCCUAAACUCAAGGUCUGUGUGACCUUUACAAUAGUCAUAAGAAUCGAGGCACCUCCAUACCAUUCGAACUUUACCUAAAAUGAAAUUUUUCGAAAAAUUUCGCUCCGGCCUCCUCUUUGAAAGGAUUAAAAAUCAACUCUUAACAAUUUCACAUUCAGCCACUGAAUUUCUCCAGUUCCUUCAAUUUUUCAUACUUUCCUAGACAAGUAUCUACCAAAGAGUAUUAUUUAUUUUUUUAGAAUGAAGAGAGUCCGUUGAGAAUUUUCAACAAAAUGAUCUAUCGAAAAAAAUCCACUGCGAGGUGAAAGCGAAAACAUUUUCUUGAAAACUCUUUUAUUGACAACUUCAUCGAUUGAGAAAAAGUCCGUACAAAAAUUUCUCUAUCAUUCAUCCAUUCUGAGAUGUAAAAAUAUACACAAAGUAACUCGAUCUCUCCGGAUACUGAUUUCAUUAAUUACCCAGUCUGACUUAAUGAGAUUCAAAUAUUCGACGUGUCCUCGUACAGUUGACGAGUAUACGUCGAAAAAUCAUAUCACCCUGGCUCACAAAACCAUUGACCGAGGUGUAAUGUCACAAAGUAAAUCAAAUUCCCCCAGAAUCCUGAGUCUGGAGCUUCGAGACGAGAGAAGUUAAUAGUUGACGAUAUUUACGAUACUCAAAACAUCGUUAAUCUGCAUUGACCGAGAGAUUUUUCCUACCCUCGACCGUUUGACGAUAGGAUUUGCUCGAUUAUUCUCACUAAUUAUUCGAAUAAUUGAAUAAAUUCCAAAAUCACCCCCCCCCCCCUCCCAGCAAUUGAAGAAUCCUUACCAUAAAUGGAAUUAAAUUGUCAAGUGGGCGAUCAUGUGGGAAAAAUUGUUGAUAAACUAAUGAUUAAGUGAAUAAUGAAUUAAUGCAGUUGAUUGGCUACUCGAAGCGGUCUUGCCUCGUGGAUUUUAACGGUUAAAUUCACGAGGUGACACUGAGACUCUCGGUUUUUAGCGAAUGAUAUAAGAAGAAUAAAUUGAAAUAAUGGAGAGAAUGAACUAUAAAUUACAAUAAUAAUUUGUAACGUGUGAAGGAAGUGAAUGGAUGAGAAUCUAUUGUUGAAUGAAAAUCACUGCAUUCGCUAAAGAAAAAUGAAAAUAUUCACUUCAUUCACUUUGUUAAGAGCCUGAAAAUAAUUUCCAUGCCAUUUGAUAUUCGAUACAUCGAGUGAUUUUUUUAAAUGAAUUAAGACUCUACCUUUAGCCUCUCCUCCAUCGCAAGUUCCCCUUUAAUCGCGAUUUUUAAUUUCUUAAAUUUUUUUAAAGGAAGGAGCAAACAAUAAUUGAAAUUAACGAUGGAGUGGCUUGACUGGUAGACUCGAUUCGUCGAUUGAUAUUUUUAAUUAUUAAAGAGUUAAAUAUCUUAACACUGAAUAUGAGCGAUCGAGGAUAUCUUGGAUUUUAUUUGGAAUAUUGUGGCAAAUAUAAGAAGAUUCAUGAGGAGGGAGAAGAACGCCCAUUCUAUGUGUAAGAACAUACUGCUUAAUGAAGAACAUUAUACUAUGAACAAGAAGAAAUGAAAAAAAAGUGGAAAAUUAUGGAAUACUAAUAAAAGUAAGCCAAAACUGUU
Molecule: messenger RNA, 10262 nt
Organism: Diachasmimorpha longicaudata
Lineage: Eukaryota; Metazoa; Arthropoda; Insecta; Hymenoptera; Braconidae
Product: lachesin-like
Exons: 5
Coding region: 478-1419 (313 amino acids)
Biological process (GO): synapse organization
Cellular component (GO): neuron projection membrane
Source: RefSeq, a predicted model, not a curated record